UGGCCGAGUUCCGGGAGCGCAGGUGCGGCUUCCGUGUCAAGAUGGCUGCCGCCUGUCGGUCUAUGGCUUCCCUCCUUCCCGGCCUCCUCUGCCGCCUACCCGCUGGGGCCCAGAUGCUGCGCGUUGCCCUGUGUCUCCUAUGCUGGGUCCCGGCGGCUGUGGAUGCAGUCCCUGAGCUCGGGCUUUGGACGAGGACGGUCAAUGACAAAUCAGGACCUUUGAUAUUCAGGAAAACUAUGUUUAACUCUACUGAUAUCAGAUUUUCUGUGAAGUCGUUCAGUUGCUCCGGACCUGUGAAGUUUACCAUAGAGUGGCAUUUGAAGUAUCACACCUGUCACAAUGAGUACCCUGAGCUGGAGGAGGAGCUGUUCCAAAAACAUGAACUUCAUGCUGAUGGAGAUGUCUGUGCUUACUUCAAAAACAUUGACUGUUGGACAACAAAAAGUGAAAACUUAGAUUGCAGCAGUGAUUCACAGGCUUUUCCUUCAUUAAAUAAUAAAGAACUAGCAGGUAUCAGGAACAUUUCAACCCAGGAAGGAUCAAUGGAUGUUGUAGCCAGGACCCAGAAAGAUGGCUUCCAUAUCUUCAUUGUUUCUAUUAAAACGGAGAAAACAGAUGCAAUCUGGGAUUUAAAUGUUUCUCUUUCCAUGGUGGGGCCUCACGGCUACAUCUCUGCAUCCGACUGGCCUCUCAUGAUUUUUUACAUGGUGAUGUGUAUUGUUUACAUAUUAUAUGGUGUCCUCUGGCUGCUGUGGUCUGCCUGUUACUGGAAAGAUAUACUGAGAAUCCAGUUCUGGAUUGCAGCUGUUAUUUUCCUAGGAAUGCUUGAAAAGGCAGUUUUUUAUAGUGAAUACCAAAACAUCAACAGCACUGGACUGUCGACCCAAGGUUUACUGAUAUUUGCGGAGUUGAUAUCUGCAGUUAAGAGGACGUUGGCUCGCCUGCUUGUGAUCAUUGUGAGCUUGGGUUAUGGCAUUGUGAAGCCGCGGUUGGGAACAGUGAUGCACCGGGUGAUUGGACUGGGCCUGCUUUACUUGAUCUUUGCAGCCAUUGAAGGUGUCAUGAGAGUCAUCGGGGGUUCUAAACAUUUAGCUGUUGCUUUGACUGACAUUGUUUUAGCAGUUAUUGACUCCAUUUCUGUGUGGUUCAUUUUUAUAAGUUUGGCACAGACUAUGAAGACUCUGAGGCUAAGAAAGAAUACAGUGAAAUUUUCAUUGUAUAGGCAUUUUACAAAUACACUCAUCUUUGCUGUGCUGGCUUCUAUAGUGUUCAUGGUGUGGACAACAAAGACCUUCAGGAUAGCAAAAUGCCAAUCAGACUGGAUGGAGCUGUGGGUUGACGAUGCCUUUUGGAGCUUCCUCUUUUCACUCAUCCUUAUUGUGAUAAUGUUCUUAUGGAGGCCAUCAGCAAAUAAUCAGAGGUAUGCCUUCAUGCCCUUGAUAGAUGACUCUGAUGAUGAAGUUGAGGAAUUCAUGGUAACAUCUGAAAAUUUAACUGAAGGAAUAAAACUAAGAGCCUCAAAAACGGUUUCGAACGGAACAGCUAAACCCACUUCUGAGAACUUCGAUGAAGAUUUGAAGUGGGUGGAAGAAAAUAUUCCCUCUUCCUUCACAGAUGUAGCUCUCCCAGUGUUAGUGGACUCAGAUGAGGAAAUUAUGACCAGAUCUGAAAUAGCUGAAAAAAUGUUCUCUUCAGAAAAGAUAAUGUGAUCAGGGCCCCAGUGGGUCCAGUGUGCAUGGGAGCGCGGUCAGGUGAUGGGAAAGGCCUGGCUCUCGUCAAAACUGACAGCUGCGCUAUGAUACAUGUCUCACUUUGUUGUCUUGGAGAUCUGUGUAUGCAGGUGAAGAACUCAGGUGUGGGAGGGUCUGCCGCCCUCAGAAAGCCAUCUUUGAAACGGACUCAUGAAGUCAGUUUUGUUGCCAUUAAGUUGCCUGAUUUUGGGAACAAUUUAAGAAGUGUUAAAGACGUGUGUUCAGAUGCCUCUUAGGCGGUAGCCACAGGCAUGCCAGGUUGUGUCCCUCAGUUUUCUCCAGACAAAAGAAUCUGCAGCUGGGCCUGGCGGCACACUACUGGCAGUUGAAUGUCUGUAAUUUCAAGGCCAAGCCUGGUCUACAUAGUUCCAGGACAACCAGAGAGAUCUACAUAGUGAGACCCUGCCUCAAAACACAGAAACCAAAAAGAAAAAAGAAAAGAGAAAAAUCUCUGUGAACAUUCCUUCCCCUCAACUUCGAGAUAACAUGAUUCUCCUGAAUGCUAACACGGCGGUCUUCAUCUUUUUAGUGAUCAUUUUAUUCGAUUUUUUUAUACUGAAGUGACAAUAUUGGAACUCAAGCAUGUUCAUUUAUUUAAUCUUGCCCCUUUCGUUGGUGUGCACACAGCCUUUGUUUGUAAAUACCACCAUGCACUCCAGUUCACAGUCUGAGCACGGGAACACGUGUGCACAAAGACUGCAGGCCUCAGGUACAUGUGCUGCUGCUACUUCUGCUGUGAACCUGGCCACGCGACUCCCUAUAGCACUUUAUCCCAGCCCGGGGUGCACUGUCUUGUGAACCUUGUGAAGACUUGUGAAGUACCAAUUGGUUACACAAACAUCUAACUAUACAUCAACAUGUAAUUAACCAGCUCUCAACCGUAUUUUACACCUUGUUAAAUUAUGUUUAUAAUGUAUGAUUGAAAGUUUCUGUUCUAAUAAUUUUUAAACAAAGAAUGUUCUAGACUUGAAAGGCACUUGAAUGUAGAGUGAUGAAAAUGUGAACGUUUGCCACUUUCGUGACCAAAGAUACCAGGCUGUUGGACAUUGAGUGUGGUAAUGACAGGCAGGGUCUUGUAUGCCUUCUCUCUGGAGGACUUCUGGCCUUGUGGGUCAGAACCCUGGGAAAACUGAGAAAACAUGGAAAUGAUAAGAAGUACUAUCCAGAGCCUGUGAAGAUUUUCACUGUGGCACCACAAAACAAACCUUUUUCUUUCAAAUGCCUA
Rattus rattus (black rat) is the source of this 2976-nucleotide messenger RNA. It is a transcript of the gene Tmem87b, whose product is annotated as transmembrane protein 87B. The record is from RefSeq and is a predicted model, not a curated record. Gene Ontology annotation, cellular component: membrane; Golgi apparatus. The transcript has 19 exons. The coding region runs from base 42 to 1709 and encodes 555 amino acids. Gene Ontology annotation, biological process: retrograde transport, endosome to Golgi. NCBI's taxonomy places the organism in Eukaryota, Metazoa, Chordata, Mammalia, Rodentia, Muridae.